CAUCCCAAGUACUUCCGGCCUCCCGCCCUGGACGCUGCCACCGGAGCGUGCGGUGGUAAGUCCGCGCCAAAGGUCCUGUGAAAGCAGUCUUUGGGCUGGCGACGCGGUCCAGAGCUCUUAUUACUCGGGCCACCCACCCGGUCAUUACACGGCAACCAUUUUUCCUUCUCGAACGCCUGAGGCGCUGGCCUGGGGAUGACGUCACAUCCGGGGCAUGUGAGGGCAGGCAAAGCCCGGAAAUAGCUCCUGCCCCACCUGGUGGCGGGAAGGGGUCAGGACCUAUAUUGUCGGUAUUUUCGGGUUUUGCACCGGAGGGCCCGGGGUUUUAGGAAAGGCGGUAUCGAAUGGAUUUGCUGGAUUUAGCACAUAAAAAUACAGGACGUCUAGUUAAAUUUCAGGUAAACGAGGAUUAUUUUUAGUGUAAGUAUAUAGCCUGUACAAUAUUUGGGACAUAUCUUUACAAAAAAGUAUGAGUAUGUUUCAUACACUAUUUGGAAUACACCUAUAAAAUUAUGUUGUUUAUCUGAAAUGCAAAUUUAAUUGGACGCCCUCUAUCUUUCUUAUCUGGCAACCUUAGCCUUGAGCGUCCCCCUGCCCUGGACUCCUGUUUCCAGUAGUGAACCCGUUUCUAGAGCUUUGUACCUGUGAGAAAUAGGUAUAAAAUGUCAAAAUCAGCUAUUGCUAGAUGUUCCCAAUCUAAUGGGCCAGCCCCAGGGCCCCUUGGCAAAAGCUGGGACCAGUUUCAUGGUGGCACCUUCUGUGUUCCCUUUCACAACUGGAGUGAAGCAGGGUUAGCUUUCUCAUGGGAAAACAGAACCAUGCAGUCUGAGUGGCUGAGGGCUAGUAUUUGCUAGGUUUUUGAGUGUGGGCGAUACUGGUUUUUGGGUCCAGAUGUUCUGUGUUAACUGUGGAAAACUUAAGAGAGCCCAAGGAUGCCAAAGGGAGAGUGUUUAUCAUAGUUUCACCCCACCCCACCUUUUGCACAUGAAACCCAGGGAGAAAAAGGCAGCCCUCCCAGCCCCUCAGAAAACCUGUGGUUAUUGCUAGAACCUGAUCCUCAGCCGCCUUCCUUUGUUCUGUCCACACCUGCUGCUGUAGUCAGCCUGUGGCACUUAUUAUGGUGGGUGUUCACUAAAGUAGAUGCCUUUCAUGAAAUGAGCUUUUUGGAAUUUUGCUGUCCCUAAACUCUUAUAUUGCCUCCUGGCCUUCUUUAACCUUUACCCUUCCCAGGGGAGGAAUGAUUAUUUAGGUUUAGCUGUGAGAGGUUACCCUUUGCCUGCUCCAGCCACUUAAAUUUCCCAGAGGUGGUGUGACCAAAGCUUUGUUAUGUUGGAACCAAAAUCUGGCCAGAGGUGGGUCUGGCCAGCCAUGUGGGUAGGAGGGCAUCAUCCUUUCCUGUAGCUUGGGCCUGUGCUGUGGGGCCUCCUGUGGUAUCUAGGGACUUCUUCAAGGUUUCACCGUGAGCCAGACAUUUGAACCUGACUCCCUUGCAGGUCUGGAUUGCUGAGAUUCCUUAGGCUGUAUACCCUGAAUGUACUCUGGGCCUACCUGUCAGUGUCCUGGUAAACCUGUAGCCUCCCCACACAGACCUAGCCUUCUCAAGCUUCCCAGCCUAGACUCAUGAGCUAAUGCAGUAGAGCAGGCUGGAGGUCAGCAGGCUCAGGGUCAAGUGGUGGGACAGCCAGCAGUCUCCUGGCAAGAGAAGUGGUAAAUAGGCAAGGAAGGAGUGCCAGAAAGAGGUGUUACCCAUUGGUGAGGGCUUGAAAGUGCAGGGGGGUGGGGAAGGGGGAGGCCAGAACUCCACUGAUUGGAGUAGCUUCCUCUGUGAAUAAUUAACUCUCAGUUAGAGGAGGUGACCUAGGAGGAAGGCUCAGCCAACAGGACCUUUGGACUCAGGGCAGAGUGUCCAGAGGGCCUAUGUGUAGGCUGCAGAAGAGGAGGACAUGGCUGGGUGGCAGGGCUGGGGUCCAAGGACUGGAGUGAGAUCAGGCAACUGUGGACCUCAGGAAGUCUCCUCGGACUGACAAGUGGCCUGUGCUUGCAGCAGCAGCUGUGGGGUCCACUGGCCCUGAGCCCUCAGAGGGUGGCUGUGGUGGGCCGCCUAUCUCUGGCCUUGCAGCAGCAUCACUAGUGCUUUCCUUCCCCCUAGGCAGGCAUGGAUGCCAGGUGGUGCUGAGAUCAGUGGGGCAUGGCUGCAGCCCUGCAGGUCCUGCCCUGUUUGGCCCGAGCCUUCUUGCGCCAGCGGUUCUGGGGGAGUCCAGCAACCCGAAUGGCCAGUGGCAUGGCCCUACCAAAGCUGGCACGGCAGCUAUUUGAAAGCUCUGUGGGUGCUGUGCUGCCAGGCCCCAUGUUGCACCGGGCACUAUCCUUCGAUCCUGAUAGUGGGCAGCUGAAGGUGCGGGACCGGAGCUUUCAACUGCGGCAAAACCUUUACCUGGUGGGCUUUGGUAAGGCUGUGCUGGGAAUGGCAGCUGCUGCUGAGGAGCUACUGGGCCAUCAUCUCGUACAGGGCGUGAUCAGCGUUCCCAGAGGGAUCCGUGCGACCUUGGAGCAUGCUGGCAAGCAGGAGAUGCUGUUGAAGCCACACAGCCGUAUCCAGGUAUUUGAGGGUGCAGAGCACAACCUGCCGGACCGUGAUGCACUACGGGCUGCACUAGCCAUCCAGCAGCUGGCCAGAGGUCUCACAGCUGAUGAUCUGCUGCUUGUGCUCAUCUCAGGUGGGGGCUCAGCUCUCCUGCCCGCUCCCAUCCCACCCAUCACACUGGAGGAGAAGCAGACACUUACCAAGUUGCUGGCAGCCCGAGGAGCCACUAUCCAGGAGCUGAACACCAUUCGGAAGGCCUUAUCCCAGCUGAAGGGUGGUGGACUGGCGCAGGUCGCCUACCCUGCCCAGGUGGUGAGCCUGAUUCUGUCAGACGUGGUGGGGGACCCUCUGGAGUUCAUCGCCAGUGGACCCACUGUGGCCAGUGUCCACAGCGUGCAAGAUUCCCUGCACAUCCUCAAUCGCUACAACCUUCGUGCUGACUUGCCGCGUUCUGUGAAGACUGUGCUGGCUCAGGCCGACUCUGACCCCCAUGGGCCACACACCUGCGGGCAUGUCCUCAAUGUGAUUAUUGGCUCAAACGCAAUGGCACUGGCUGAGACCCAGCAGCAGGCUGAAGCGCUGGGAUACCGAGCUGUGGUGCUGACCGCAGCCAUGCAGGGCGAUGUGAAAAGGGUGGCCCAGUUCUACGGGCUGUUAGCCAGAGUGGCUGGAGCUUGCCUCUCCCAUACUGGGACUGAAACCCUUGUGGAGGAGGACACGCAGCUCCAUGAGCUCGCGACUGAGCUUCAGCUCCCGGACUUGCAGCUGAAGGACUCUCUGAAGGCUGUGGCAGAGGCCAAGGGGCCCAUCUGCCUGCUGGCUGGUGGAGAGCCCACCGUGCAGUUGCAGGUUGGGCAGGGGGGCCGGAACCAGGAACUGGCCCUGCGUGUUGGAGUGGAGCUGGGACGCUGGCCUCUGGGGCCUAUUAAUGUGCUGUUUUUGAGCGGUGGCACUGAUGGGCAGGAUGGGCCCACAGAGGCAGCUGGGGCUUGGGUCACUGCUGAGCUUGCCAGCCAGGCUGCUGCAGAGGACCUGGAUGUGGCCACCUUCCUAGCCCACAAUGACUCACAUACCUUCUUCUGCCGCUUCCAGGGUGGGUCACACCUGCUACGCACAGGGAUGACCGGCACCAAUGUCAUGGACACCCACCUCCUGUUCCUGUGGCCACGGUGAUAGCAUAGGUCAUAUUUUGGGAGUCCAGAGGAGGCCUACAAGGGCGAGGUCCGGGGGUGACAAGGUUGGUCCCUAGGGCUGUACUAGGCCUUAGCACCUCUCCCCUCCUUGGCCUUGGCUGCUUGGUUGGCUCUCCCACCUCCCACCCAGGGCCUCCGCUUUAUAGCCAUCCUCACUCAACCAGAUUGGCAGAUUGGGGUGCUCUUCCACCCCUGCUUUCUGCCAUAGCAGCAGGUACCCCUGAGGAGCAGGGCAAGCCCCUUUACCAGUUUGCUGUUCUCGGGUUUUUUCCCUGGGGCAGCUCUUCUGCUGAGCUCCCAAGCCUGUAUUUUUCUGUGGGGUGAUGCACAGAUUGAAAAUAAAAUGGACCACACUAUGGUUCUCCAUGCAUCUUCCCUCAGAGCAAACACUUGAGGGAAACCAUUGGGGCGAGAAGUGGGGUCAGAUGACAGCUUCAGUGCCUGGAUUUCUCACGCCUUCUCUGCAGGCCAUACCUAGCACUUGCUUUAUGUUGAGCCUAGUUCCUGUCAUGCUCAUCGUGGGUGAGCAGAAACCCCAGGCCACUAUCCAACCAUGAGCCUCCCCUGUCGCAUCCGUGCCACAGUCUCUCCAGCAUCUGCUGUAUGCCUUGCUGGGUGGAUAUUUACUACCAGCCACCAGGGACACCCGGCCCUUUUGUCCUAGGACAGCCCUUAACCACGGCCUGCUCUUUCUUUGGUUGAGCCUCCCUCUGUUUAUCCAGGGGCUACUCUGACCACACAGGAAGCUGUCCUUGUUUCCUUGUGCCGGUCCUAUUUCUCAGGAUGAACAUCCUCAGUUCCUUCAGCCAUUUCUCUGGGGACUCAGUUCAGUUCUCCAGUCUUGCAGGGGGGAUCUAGUAGCUUCCUCAGUCCCCAUUUCAGUUGGUGGGGAAGAGAACAACGGGAGGAGGGCAACAGGGGAGUGGCUCCCUUGGCCAGGUUAGCAGCCUGUGCUAGGAGAGGAAAGGGCCGUGCUGUCUUGGCUCGCCUUGGCUCCCUUGCCCAGUAUCCAAGCCCUCUGCUGGCCACCCUCGCCGUGCGCCACGGCUCCAAUCCCUAUAUGAGUGAGCAGUAGAAUCACAUAGGAAUAAAAAGCCAUAGAGAACAGCGAGGCCUGGGGCUGCUCCUGCUGGUCUCCCCUUCCACCCUAACUGGCCCCUCCUCUCAGGGUGGGAAGGGACUCUGGGCCAGCACUUGCAUGUCCUCCCUCUGGCAAGAGCCUUCCCUCCCUACUUGGGCUUUAGACAUCCCAGCUUGAGAUGGUUCAUGAUCUGGGGAGGGAUGUCACUCACAGGUCAGCCUGGGGCUUGGGAGAGAGUUGAGCAAGGCCAACCAGCUUCUGGGGGCCAGAGAGUUUAGGGAAAGGGGGAGUUUUUACUACUCUGUGAUGCAGUGACACCACUUCUCUUCUGUCCUGGCCUGGAAUUUCCACUGCCCAGGGUCAUAGUGUUGGGAUAUUAGCCCAUGUGGUAGUGCCUGUGCCCUCGUCUUCCUCUGCAACUUCUAGUUACGCUGAGCCUGCCUCCAUCUUCACCCUUGGGAACAUGAGUGUCAGCACCUGGGGUCAAGUUCCAGACAAGAGCAGGAUGGGAGGGCUGUGGUUGGGGCAGGGACCUAUCUGCCAUGUCACGUGCGUGUGUGUGUGUGGAGGGGGGCGGGCAUGCACACAGAUACAACAUGGGAUGUGUACUUGGCUGCUUAUAUACCUGGUGAGGAGUUUGAGUGUGGGUGGGGUCUUGGUGGAGGCUCCCCCCUAUGUUACCCUGGCCCUGCCCUCACCUCUAUUUGUGGGGGCCAGGAGCCCACGGACAGGAUUGGGUCUAACCCAUUAGAUUUGCUCACUUGAUACCCACUGGGUUAGAAAGGAUAUAUUUGGCUACACCCUCGGUGAAAAUAUAAAUCCUACAUAGUAUGUGCUCAGUAGGACUUAGUGGCUCCAUAAAUGUCAAUUAUGGGUUGUAAUGAUUGCUCCCAUCCUUGGCUUUUGGCUUGGGUCUCUCCUGGCUCAGAUCCCUGUGGCCCUUGCUCACCUCAUCUCCACUCCUUGAGAUUGUCCUGGCCCAGCUCGAGGCUUUUGCCAUGGAGCUUGUCUGCCCCCCCAGCCCCCUAACUGUCCAUUCUCACAGAUCCCUCCACUCUCUGCACUUGGCAUGCGCUGAGAGCAGCUGGGCAGUGGGCCCUGCAUAGCCCUUAGGUGUCAGUUAAUCCAAAUCCCUUUGUUUUAUAGCCGGGACACCACUAUCAAGAGAAGAAAGGUAGUUUGUCUGGGGUACACAGCAAGGCUGCUGCAGACCAGGGUGAGAAUCUGGUUGGGAUGUGCUUGACCACCCUCUGCCCUCUCUCUGGAGAGGCUCUGGGGCCCGCUGCUCCCUGCCUGCUGUUGCUCAGGGGCUUGGAUUGGCGACAUGAACACAUGUGGCCUCUCUCGAGGCCCAUAAAGCAGAUCUGUCAGUACCUUCUUGGGUCAGGUUUCACAGCUCCCUUAGGCGUGUGACUUGGCAGAAGACCACCUGCAAUUGGGUGGCGAAUUUCUACCCAACAGUGUGUGUCUGUGUCUCUGCACAUCUGCAUGUGUGUGCCUGGGUACACGUGUGGGCAUGUGUGUUCUGCUCAGCCCAUGACUCAUCACUAAGUGGACCUCUGAGCCAUGCUCUGCUCUGUGCUAGAGUGAGUGAGUUAGGUAUGGUUGGAGUAUUGGGGAUAUGAUGAAGUGAAUUGGGCAAAGAGGCCAUAGAGGCCGACAGGCCAGCUGGCAAAGAAUUUUCUGAGCCUGGCCAAGGGGAUCCAAUCUCACCUUGACAGCGGGGACUAGUGUCAUGAGAAUUUAAGUGAGGGGUGAUGCCACGAGGCUGUUUGAAGACUGAUGCUGAGGCCUGCCUGCCUUACUGCAUGGGUGAGGGGUGGGGACAAGCAAGGAGGGGAAGGGGGUUGCAGGUGAGUGAGAGGUAUAUUAUUAUCAGGCUUGGGAACCCCCUCCUACCUCCCCUCUGCUCGCUCCCCCUGCAGCCUCAUACAGCCGUCUGCCAGCCCAGGUGAUCCUGAAGAUGCCUACUUUGAAAUCAAGGCUGGCAGCCCUGGCUCAAAGAGCCCUGGGAGUAACCUAGCCACUCUGUCCCUGGGAAUGUCAUUGGGCCUUGAGAAUUUGAGGGACAGAAAGAUGGGCAGCUGGUGGACAUUCUGGUGAGCACAGCUCCCGUCCUCAUGUAGGCUCUCACCAGGGUCGCAGUUAAAGGGCCUGGAAGGAGCAGAGAGUGGGAGUCAGGUCCUAAGUCCUUAACUUGCCUUGUCACUUUCCUAUCUUCAGGCCUCCCCACUGUCUAAUAGGGACACCAUCCUUGUCCUACUCCCCUCUCUGGGGAGGUGUGAGCUUCGAGGGCAUCUGGGUAGGAAAGCUCUGUGGAAGUGGAGGACUUGGGGCGGAAGGGGAAAAAGGAGUUGUUGGCUUCUGCUAUGGUGAAGUUCAGGGCAGAGGCCAGUAAGGCCUUCGUGUCCACUGAGGCUGAGAGAGUACUGCCCUCUGGCACUGGAUGGGCACUUGCAGGGGGUGGUAUUUGAGUCUUGAAUGACUGGCAGAGUUACAGAACUGAGGGGGUCAGCUGGAACAAGAAUUGACCCAGCCUGAGAGAGAGUCCCCAUCAAGUCUCAGAAAAAUGGACAGGGUAGCUUGCUUCCCUCUGGAUCUGGAUCACGUGUGAGAGAGAUGGGGUGGGCAAGAACCAGCUUGACCCCAGGUUGGGAAUCAUUACUUGAGAAGAUUUGGGGUGUGCUAGGGGUAGGGGGACACCAACACACCUUGAGUGGCGGGGAAGCCAGUGACUUAGGCUGCUUGUGAGUGAUAGGACCGUGGAGUGUAGUGAGCUGUGCCCAGGCCAGGAGAGGUGGCCUUUCUGAAUGUCUGAGAAUCGCCCCCUCCCUGAUGACCAUUGGGACCAGUCCUGAGACUAUGCUUUCCUACUUUCCCUGGCUCAGGCUUCCCUUGGAUAUGUAGAGACUGGAUGGGGCAAACUGGGGUGCACCUCCUAAACCUCUGCACUUGGUCCCCAUUAGCUUAUGCCCACAGCUCUGAUUCCACCUCUAACACUUUUCCAUCUGGGAAGGGUUGCUGAGCUGCUCAGACCAAGAGGCUGUGGUCAGGGAAGAGAGUGAGGCAGAGUUGGCCUCCAAAACAAGUGUCCCGUUGGCCUAGCCCUAGGAGAACAAAUGCCUUUAGAGGCUUUGCCUCAUGGGAUUGUUACCUACCAUGAUCUUGUCCGCUGCUGGCUCCCUGAGAAUUCAAGGAAACGAAGGCCCUGGCUUGGCCCUACUGUGGCCAGAUAGCCAGGGGCUGGUCCCCCAAGAUGUCCCCAUUGGGAAGAUCCCCUCUGGUCUCACACUCCUGGCCUUUGCUGCUCCCUCCUCUGGCAGCCAGCAGAGCGACCUUGCUCACUCUCUGGGGGAAGUGUGGGCAGUGCUCUUGUCUCUCCAGCUCUGUCAUUCCAUCCUCAGAUCCAGUAAGUAGGGGGUGGCAGGGCCCCUUCUAUCCACUCCCCCCCCCCACACACCUGCCCAGCUUCAAGGUCUCUGGCUCUCCUUGUACCCUGGGUCAUCUCCAAUAAUCACACUUGUAGCUGUAUUCAAGAGCCAGGAUUCUGUCUCCACCUGUUCUCCACCCCCC
This is a messenger RNA of Talpa occidentalis (Iberian mole), 8431 nucleotides long. Its product is annotated as glycerate kinase-like. The record is from RefSeq and is a predicted model, not a curated record. Gene Ontology annotation, molecular function: glycerate kinase activity. NCBI's taxonomy places the organism in Eukaryota, Metazoa, Chordata, Mammalia, Eulipotyphla, Talpidae. Gene Ontology annotation, biological process: protein phosphorylation. Gene Ontology annotation, cellular component: cytoplasm.